This is a messenger RNA of Orycteropus afer afer, 13080 nucleotides long. Lineage: Eukaryota; Metazoa; Chordata; Mammalia; Tubulidentata; Orycteropodidae. The record is from RefSeq and is a predicted model, not a curated record.
AUGGAGAAGGAGGAGGAGGCGACCCGGGAGCUGCUACUGCCUAACUGGCAGGGCAGCGGCUGCCACGGGCUGACCAUCGCCCAGAGGGACGACGGUGUCUUCGUACAGGAGGUGAUGCAGAACUCCCCUGCGGCCCGCACUGGGGUGGUCAAGGAGGGGGACCAGAUUGUGGGUGCCACUAUCUACUUUGACAACCUGCAGUCAGGCGAGGUGACCCAGCUGCUGAACACCAUGGGACACCACACCGUGGGCCUGAAGCUGCACCGCAAGGGGGACCUCUCCCCCGAGCCUGGCCAGACCUGGACCCACGGAACCUUCACCUCCCACAGCUCUGAAGUGCUUCUGAGCGGGGCUGAUGAGGAGUAUCAGCGCAUCUACAACACCAAGAUCAAGCCUCGGCUGAAGUCGGAGGAUGGAGUGGAAGGGGACCCUGGAGAGACCCAGAGCCGCACCAUCACGGUGACCAGAAGGGUCACAGCCUACACUGUGGACGUGACGAGCCGGGAAGGCGCCAAGGAUAUCGACAUCAGCAGCCCUGAGUUCAAGAUCAAGAUCCCUAGGCAUGAGCUGACUGAAAUCUCCCACAUGGACGUGGAGACCCAGCCUGGGAAGACAGUGAUCAGACUGCCCUCGGGCUCGGGGGCAGUGUCUCCAACCACAGGCUCUGCUUUAGACAUGCAAGCAGGGGCCAUUUCUGCUUUGGGACCAGAGCUCCAAGGUGCUGGCCACUCGAAGCUCCAGGUCACUGUGCCUGGGAUAAAGGUGGGAAGCCAGGGCGUCAAUGUCAGUCCCAAGGGCUUGGACUUGGGUGGCAAAGGAGGGGUCCAGGUUUCAGGAGUGGACGUUUCAUCUUCUGGGAGUGGGGCAGUCAAUGUUCAGGGCCCGUCCCUUGACAGGGGCGAUAACGGGAAAAUUAAAAUUCCCACCAUGAAGAUGCCCAAGUUUGGGGUCUCAACAGGGCCCGAGGGCCAGGCACCAGAGGUGGGGCCGAGUGUUUCUGCACCUGAGUUCUCCGUGGGGCACAAGGACAGCAAGCCAGGUUUGAUCGUCGGCGGGAGCAUCCAGGCCCCCCAGCUAGAAGUCAGUGCUCCUUCCGUCAAUGUUGAGGGCCUUAAAGGGAAGCUGAAGGGCUCUCAAAUCACUGGGCCAUCCCUUGAGGGUGAGCUAGGCCUGAAGGGUACCAAGCCACAGAGGAGCAUAGGGGUGGACAUCUCUGCUCCCAAAGUUGAGGGCAGCAUCACUGGUCCCAGUGUGGAAGUUCAAGCCCCUGAUGUUAACAUUCAUGGGGCUGGAGGCAAACUGAAUAUGCCCAAGAUGAAAGUCCCUGCAUUUUCUGUGUCGGGUUCUAAGGGAGAAGGAGCUGGCAUUGAGGUGACACUGCCCACAGGUGAAGUGACCCUUCCUGGGGUCUCUGGGGACGUCAGCUUGCCUGGGGUUGCUCCUGGUGGUCUGGAAGGGAAGGUGAAGGGUGCUAAAGUCAAGACUCCUGAAAUGAUUAUUCAGAAGCCUAAAAUCUCCAUGCAGGAUGUGGAUCUGAGCCUUAGGUCUCCUAAACUGAAAGGAGAUUUUAAGGUUUCUGUUCCUGGAAUACAGGGUGAUGUUAAAGGCCCUCAAGUGGACAUAGAAGCACCCAGCCUAGAGGAGACAAUCACAGGUCCCACGCUUAGUAGUCCUUCUGGGAAAACAGGGACAUGCAAGAUCUCUAUGGCUGAUGUAGACUUAAACGUGGCUGCCCCUAAAGUGAAAGGGGGCAUGGAUGUUACUCUCCCAAAAGUAGAAGGGAAAGUUAAAGUCCCUGAAGUUGAUGUCAAAGGCCCUAAAGUAGAUGUCAGUGCCCCAGAUGUGGAAGUUCAUGGCCCAGAGUGGAACCUGAAAAUGCCCAAGAUGAAAAUGCCCAAGUUCAGUACUCCAGGAGUCAAAGGAGAAGGCCCAGAAUUAGACGUGAGUCUACCAGAAGGAGAUGUCAGUAUUUCAGGGCCCAAGGUCAACGUGGAAGCCCCAAAUGUGAACAUUGAGGGUCUUGGGGGCAAACUUAAAGGCCCUGAUAUUAAGCUGCCUGAAAUAAGUGUCAAGACACCAAAGAUCUCCAUGCCUGAUGUAGAUUUGCAUGUCAAAGGUACAAAGGUGAAGGGAGAGUAUGAUGUUACAGUGCCAAAGCUUGAAGGGGAAUUGAAAGGUCCCAAAGUGGACAUUGAUGUCCCAGAUGUGGAUGUUCAUGGCCCAGACUGGCAUCUGAAGAUGCCCAAGAUGAAAAUGCCCAAAUUCAGUGUGCCAGGAUUCAAAGCAGAGGGCCCAGAGGUGGGUGUGAACCUGCCAAAGACCAAUGUGGACAUUUCUGGGCCCAAGGUAGACGUUGGUGCUCCAGAUGUGAGCCUUGAGGGACCAGAAGGGAAAUUAAAAGGGCCCAAGUUUAAGAUGCCUGAUGUGGACUUACGUUUGAAAGGCCCUAAAGUAAAAGGAGAGUAUGAUGUUACAGUGCCAAAGGUUGAAGGUGAGAUUAAAGUUCCUGACGUUGAACUUAAGAGUGCCAAAGUGGAUAUCGGUGUUCCAGAUGUGAAUGUUCAAGGCCCAGACUGGCACCUGAAGAUGCCCAAAAUGAAAAUGCCCAAGGCUGACAUUGAUGUUUCAGCUCCCAAGGUGGAUGUUGAAGUUCCAGAUGUGACUAUUGAAGGACCCGAAGGGAAGCUGAAGGGUCCCAAGUUCAAGACCCCCAAGAUCUCCAUGCCAGAUGUGGAUUUGCAUAUGAAAGGUCCCAAGGUAAAGGGAGAAUAUGACGUUACAGUGCCAAAGCUAGAAGGGGAGCUGAAAGAGCCAAACAUAGACAUCACUGCCCCAGAUGUUGAAAUUCAUGGUCCUGAUUGGAACCUGAAGAUGCCCAAGAUGAAAAUGCCCAAAUUCACUAUGCCUAGCCUCAAAGGAGAGGGUCCAGAAGUGGAUGUGAACCUGCCCAAAGCUGAUAUGAACAUUUCUGGGCCCAAGAUAGAUCUUAGUGCUCCAGAUGUGAGCUUUGAAGGCCCAGAAGGGAAAUUGAAAGGCCCCAAGUUUAAGAUGCCUGAGAUGCACUUUAAAGCUCCUAAGAUGUCUCUUCCAGAUGUUGACCUGGAUCUUAAAGGACCCAAAAUGAAAGGAAAUCUAGAUAUGUCUGCACCAAAAGUAGAAGGUGAGAUGAAAGUUCCAGAUAUGGAUAUCAAAGGCCCCAAGCUAGACAUCAAAGCACCAGAUGUAGAUGUGCAGGGUCCCGAUUGGAGCUUGAAGAUGCCCAAGAUGAAAAUGCCCAAGUUCAGCAUGCCUAGUUUCAAAGCAGAGGGCCCAGAACUGGAUGUGAACCUGCCCAAGGCUGACGUUGACAUCUCUGGACCCAAGGUUGACGUUGAAGCCCCAGAUGUGAGCCUUGAGGGACCAGAAGGGAAGCUGAAAGGUCCCAAGUUUAAGAUGCCUGAGAUGCACUUCAAGGGCCCCAAGAUCUCCAUGCCUGAUGUGGACUUAAACUUGAAAGGCCCCAAAGUCAAAGGGGAUGUGGAUGUGUCUGUGCCCAAGGUAGAAGGUGAAAUGAAAGUGCCAGAUGUGGACAUCAAAGGGCCCAAAGUGGACAUCAGUGCCCCAGAUGUGGAUGUUCAUGGCCCAGACUGGCACCUGAAGUUGAAAGGCCCCAAAGUCAAAGGGGAUGUGGAUGUGUCUGUGCCCAAGAUAGAAGGUGAAAUGAAAGUGCCAGAUGUGGACAUCAAAGGGCCCAAAGUGGACAUUGAUGUCCCAGAUGUGGAUGUUCAUGGCCCAGACUGGCACCUGAAGAUGCCCAAGAUGAAAAUGCCCAAGUUCAGCAUGCCUGGCUUCAAAGCAGAGGGCCCAGAAGUGGAUGUAAACUUGCCUAAGGCAGAUGUUGACAUUUCAGUCCCCAAGGUGGACAUUGAUACUCCAGAUGUGAACAUUGAGGGUCCUGAAGGAAAACUAAAAGGCCCCAAGUUCAAGAUGCCUGAAAUGCACUUCCACGCUCCUAAGAUCUCCAUGCCUGACAUUGAUUUCAACUUAAAGGGACCUAAAAUAAAGGGAGAUGUUGAUGUUUCUGCCCCAAAGCUAGAAGGAGAGUUAAAGGGCCCAGAAUUGGAUGUCAAGGGCCCCAAAUUGGAUGUUGAUAUGCCAGACGCAGCUGUGGAAGGCCCACAUGGCAAAUGGAAAAGUCCCAAGUUUAAGAUGCCAGACAUGCACUUUAAAGCUCCCAAAAUCUCCAUGCCAGACAUUGAUCUACACUUAAAAAGCCCCAAAAUAAAGGGAGAAGUGGACAUGGAUGUUCCUAAAUUGGAAGGAGACUUCAAAGGGCCGCAUGCAGAUAUCAGUGGGCCAGACAUCAACAUUGAAGGACCCGAGGGCAAAUUGAAAGGCCCCAAAUUCAAGAUGCCUGACAUGCAUUUCAAAGCCCCCAGUAUAUCAAUGCCUGAUGUGGACCUAAAUCUGAAAGGACCCAAAAUCAAGGGGGAUGUAGAUGUAUCUGUGCCUGAGGUAGAAGGUAAAAUUAAAGUGCCAGAUGUGAACAUCAAGGGCCCCAAAGUGGACAUAAAUGCUCCUGAUGUUCAAGGUCCAGACUGGCACCUGAAGAUGCCCAAGAUGAAAAUGCCCAAGUUCAGCAUGCCCGGCUUCAAAGGAGAGGGCCCAGAAGUGGAUGUGAACUUGCCCAAGGCUGACAUCGAUGUUUCAGGACCCAAAGUGGACAUCGAUGUUCCCGAUGUGAAUAUCGAAGGUCCAGAUGCGAAACUGAAGGGGCCCAAGUUCAAGAUGCCCGAGAUGAACAUCAAAGCCCCCAAGAUCUCCAUGCCUGACAUUGAUCUGAAUCUGAAGGGCCCCAAAAUGAAGGGUGAUAUGCCCAAGUUCAGCAUGCCCGGCUUCAAAGGCGAGGGCCCAGAAGUGGAUGUGAACCUGCCCAAGGCUGACAUUGAUGUUUCAGGGCCCAAGGUAGACAUUGAAGGACCUGAUGUUAAUAUUGAAGGACCAGAGGGAAAGCUGAAAGGUCCCAAAUUCAAGAUGCCUGAGAUGAACAUCAAAGCCCCCAAGAUCUCCAUGCCUGACUUUGAUUUGCACCUGAAAGGUCCCAAGGUGAAGGGUGAUGUGGACGUUUCCUUACCUAAGGUGGAAGGUGACUUAAAGGGUCCGGAAGUUGACAUCAAAGGUCCCAAAGUGGAUGUUGAUGUCCCAGAUGUAGAUGCUCAUGGCCCAGACUGGCACCUGAAGAUGCCCAAGAUGAAAAUGCCCAAGUUUAGCAUGCCCGGCUUCAAAGGUGAGGGCCCAGAAGUGGAUGUGAACUUGCCCAAGGCUGACAUCGAUAUUUCUGGACCCAAAGUAGAUGUUGAAUGUCCUGAUGUGAAUAUUGAAGGACCUGAAGGGAAAUGGAAAAGUCCAAAAUUUAAGAUGCCUGAAAUGCAUUUUAAAACUCCAAAGAUAUCCUUGCCAGAUAUUGACCUUAAUCUAACUGGUCCCAAAAUAAAAGGAGAUGUGGAUGUUACAGUUCCCAAGGUAGAGGGAGAUCUGAAAGGCCCUGAAAUUGACCUGAAGGGCCCUAAAGUGGACAUUGAUGUUCCAGAUGUUGAUGUUCAUGGUCCAGACUGGCACCUGAAGAUGCCCAAGGUGAAAAUGCCCAAGUUCAGCAUGCCCGGCUUCAAAGGUGAGGGCCCAGAAGUGGAUGUGAGCCUGCCCAAGGCUGACGUUGACAUCUCAGGACCCAAGGUGGACAUCGAAGGACCUGAUGUUAACAUUGAAGGACCAGAGGGAAAACUGAAAGGAAAGUUGAAAGGUCCUAAGUUCAAGAUGCCUGAGAUGAACAUCAAAGCUCCCAAGAUAUCAAUGCCAGAUUUGGACCUUAAUCUUAAAGGCCCCAAAAUGAAAGGAGAGGUGGAUGUUUCACUUCCAAAUUUAGAAGGUGAUUUGAAGGGACCUUCUCUUGACUUAAAGGGCCCGAAGGUAGAUGUAGAUGCUCCAGAUAUUGACAUUCAUGGCCCAGAAGGCAAAUUAAAAGGUCCAAAACUGAAGAUGCCAGACAUGCAAGUCAACAUGCCCAAGAUCUCCAUGCCAGAAAUUGACCUGAAUUUGAAAGGCUCUAAGCUGAAGGGAGAUGUUGAUAUCUCUGGUCCCAAAUUAGAAGGUGAUAUUAAAGCUCCCAAAUUGGAUGUCAAAGUUCCAGAAGUGGACAUUUCUGGUCCUAAGCUCAACAUUGAAGGGAAAUCAAAGAAAUCUCGUUUUAAGCUUCCCAAAUUUAAUUUUUCAGGCUCCAAAGUUCAGACACCCGAAGUGGAUGUCAAAGUUAAAAAACCAGAUAUUGAUGUAACAGGCCCCAAAGUUGAUAUUAAUGCUCCUGAUGUUGAUAUACAAGGGAAAGUGAAAGGACCAAAAUUUAAAAUGCCUUUCCUGAGUAUUUCAUCUCCCAAAGUUUCUAUGCCUGAUGUGGAGUUAAAUCUGAAAGGUCCUAAAAUCAAAGGCGACUUAGAUGUUGCAGGUCCUAAUUUAGAAGGUGACUUUAAAGGUCCUAAAGUGGAUAUUAAAGCACCAGAAGUCCAUCUUGAUGCACCUGAUGUGGAUGUUCAUGGUCCAGACUGGAAUCUGAAAAUGCCUAAGAUGAAGAUGCCCAAGUUCAGUGUGCCUGGCUUAAACGCAGAAGGGCCAGAUGUGGCAGUAGACCUGCCAAAAGGAGAUAUACACAUAGAGGGUCCUAGUGCAAACAUUGAAGGCCCGGAAAUCAAUGUGGAAGGUCCAGAAGGAAGCUUAAAAGGUCCCAAGUUCAAGAUGCCUGACUUGAAUAUCAAAGCUCCUAAGAUCUCCAUGCCUGACAUUGACUUAAACCUGAAGGGACCCAAAGUAAAAGGUGAUGUGGAUGUUUCUCUGCCCAAAGUUGAAGGGGAUCUGAGAGGGCCUGACUUUGACAUCAAAGGCCCCAAAGUGGACAUUGAUGUCCCAGAUGUGGAUGCUCAUGGCCCAGACUGGCACCUGAAGAUGCCCAAGGUGAAAAUGCCCAAGUUCAGCAUGCCUGGUUUCAAAGGUGAAGGCCCAGAAGUGGAUGUGACCUUCCCUAAAGCUGAUGUUGACGUUUCAGGACCCAAAGUGGACAUUGAUGUUCCCGAUGUGAAUAUCGAAGGUCAAGAUGCAAAACUGAAGGGGCCCAAGUUCAAGAUGCCCGAGAUGAACAUCAAAGCCCCCAAGAUCUCCAUGCCUGACAUUGAUCUAAACCUGAAGGGACCCAAAAUGAAGGGUGAUGUGGAUGUGUCUUUGCCAAAAGUGGAAGGUGACCUAAAAGGCCCUGAAAUAGAUAUCAAGGGCCCCAAAUUGGACAUUGAUACUCCUGAUAUUAACAUUGAAGGCCCAGAAGGAAAAUUAAAGGGGCCCAAAUUUAAGAUGCCAGAAAUGCACCUAAAGGCCCCCAAAAUAUCAAUGCCAGACAUUGAUUUAAACCUGAAGGGUUCCAAGGUGAAAAGUGAUGUGGAUGUCUCACUUCCCAAGAUUGAAGGGGAUCUGAAAGGCCCUGAAGUUGACCUGAAAGGCCCCAAAGUGGACAUUGAUGUUCCGGACGUCGAUGUUCAUGGCCCAGACUGGCACUUGAAGAUGCCCAAGGUGAAAAUGCCCAAGUUCAGCAUGCCCGGCUUCAAAGGUGAGGGCCCAGAAGUGGAUGUGAACCUGCCCAAGGCUGACGUUGACAUCUCAGGACCCAAGGUGGACAUCGAAGGACCUGAUAUGAACAUCAAAGCCCCCAAGAUCUCCAUGCCUGACUUUGAUUUGCACCUGAAGGGCCCCAAGGUGAAGGGUGAUGUGGAUGUUUCCUUGCCUAAGGUGGAAGGUGACUUAAAGGCUCCUGAAAUUGACAUCAAAGGCCCCAAAGUGGAUGUUGAUGUCCCAGAUGUGGAUGUUCAAGGUCCAGACUGGCACUUGAAGAUGCCCAAGGUGAAAAUGCCCAAGUUCAGCAUGCCCGGUUUCAAAGGAGAAGGCCCAGAAGUGGAUGUGAACCUGUCCAAGGCUGACAUUGAUGUCUCGGGACCUAAAGUGGACAUCGAUGUUCCAGAUGUGAAUAUUGAAGGUCCAGAUGCGAAAUUGAAGGGCCCUAAGUUUAAAAUGCCUGACCUGCACUUCAAGACGCCCAAGAUCUCCAUGCCAGAAGUUGACUUGAAUUUGAAGGGUCCGAAGAUGAAGGGUGAUGUGGACCUACCCAAAGUGGAAGGUGAUCUAAAGGGCCCCGAAGUUGAUAUCAAGGGACCCAAAGUGGACAUUGAUGCCCCAGAUGUGGAUGUCCAUGGUCCAGACUGGCACUUGAAGAUGCCCAAGGUGAAAAUGCCCAAGUUCAGCAUGCCUGGCUUCAAAGUGAAGAUGCCCAAGGUGAAAAUGCCCAAGUUCAGCAUGCCUGGCUUCAAAGGUGAGGGCCCAGAAGUGGAUGUGAACCUGCCCAAGGCUGACAUCGAUGUUUCAGGACCCAAAGUGGACAUUGAUGUUCCCGAUGUGAAUAUUGAAGGUCCAGAUGCGAAAUUGAAGGGGCCCAAGUUCAAGAUGCCCGAGAUGAACAUCAAAGCCCCCAAGAUCUCCGUGCCUGACUUUGAUUUGCACCUGAAGGGCCCCAAAAUAAAGGGUGAUAUAGAUAUUUCUGUGCCUAAAGUGGAAGGUGACAUGAAGGGCCCUGAAAUUGAUAUCAAGGGCCCCAAGUUGGACAUUGACACUCCUGAUGUCAAUAUUGAAGGUCCUGAAGGGAAACUGAAGGGGCCCAAAUUUAAGAUGCCAGAGAUGCACAUCAAAGCCCCCAAGAUUUCCAUGCCUGACCUUGACUUAAAUCUGAAAGGGCCAAAGGUAAAGGGAGAUGUGGACCUUUCACUUCCCAAGGUGGAAGGUGAUCUGAAAGGACCAGAGGUGGAUAUUGAAGGUCCUGAAGGGAAAAUCAAAGGGCCAAAAUUUAAGAUGCCUGAUGUCCAUUUCAAAACUCCUCAAAUCUCCAUGAGUGACAUUGAUUUGAACUUGAAAGGACCUAAAGUAAAAGGAGAUUUGGAUAUUUCUGUUCCUAAACUGGAAGGAGAUCUGAAAGGCCCCAAUGUGGAUGUCAAAGGCCCUAAGCUGGAUGUAGACACUCCUGAUAUUGACAUCCAUGGUCCAGAAGGGAAACUUAAAGGUCCCAAGUUUAAAAUGCCUGACCUGCACCUCAAGGCACCCAAGAUCUCCAUGCCUGAAGUCGACAUGAAUCUGAAGGGUCCAAAGGUGAAGGGUGAUAUGGACGUUUCUCUACCCAAAGUGGAAGGUGACCUAAAGGGCCCUGAAGUUGAUAUCAAGGGACCCAAAGUGGACAUUGAUGUUCCAGAUGUUGAUGUUCAUGGCCCAGACUGGCACUUGAAGAUGCCCAAAGUGAAAAUGCCCAAGUUCAGCAUGCCUGGCUUCAAAGGAGAGGGUCCAGAAGUGGAUGUGAACCUGCCCAAGGCUGACAUUGAUGUCUCAGGACCCAAAGUGGACAUUGAAGGACCCGAUGUUAAUAUCGAAGGCCCAGAUGCAAAACUGAAGGGACCCAAAUUCAAGAUGCCUGAAAUGAACAUCAAAGCUCCCAAGAUCUCCAUGCCUGACAUUGACUUACACCUGAAGGGCCCCAAAGUGAAAGGUGAUGUGGAUGUUUCCCUGCCUAAAGUGGAAGGUGACUUAAAAGGCCCUGAACUUGACCUCAAAGGCCCAAGAGUGGACAUUGAUGCCCCAGAUGUGGAUGUUCAAGGCCCAGACUGGCAUCUGAAGAUGCCCAAGGUGAAAAUGCCCAAGUUCAGCAUGCCCGGCUUCAAAGGAGAGGGUCCAGAAGUGGAUGUGAACCUGCCCAAGGCUGACAUUGACAUCUCAGGACCCAAAGUGGACAUAGAUGUUCCCGAUGUGAAUAUCGAAGGUCCAGAUGCAAAACUGAAGGGGCCCAAGUUCAAGAUGCCCGAGAUGAACAUCAAAGCCCCCAAGAUCUCCGUGCCUGAUGUUGACCUGGAUUUGAAAGGACCCAAAGUAAAAGGAGAUUUUGAUGUGUCUGUCCCUAAGGUUGAAGGUACUUUCAAAGGCCCAGAAGUAGACCUUAAAGGUCCAGGUCUGGAUUUUAAAGGCCCUGAUGCCAAACUCAGUGGCCCAAAUUUGAAGAUGCCAUCACUAGAUAUAUCUGCCCCUAAAGUAACUGCUCCUGAUAUUGAUUUGCAUCUUAAGGCACCAAAAAUUGGUGUUUCUAGCCCCAAGUUAGAAGGUGGUGAACUGGACCUCAAGGGUCCCAAAGUUGACUUAGAAGCUCCAAGCUUGGAUGUACACAUGGAGAGCCCAGAUAUUAACAUUGAGGGCCCAGAUAUUAAAAUCCCCAAAUUUAAGAAACCCAAGUUUGGAUUUGGGGCAAAAGGCCCCAAGGCGGACAUCAAGUCACCUUCCCUAGAUGUGACUGUUCCUGAGGUAGAAAUGAACGUUGACACGCCUGAAAUCAGCGUUGGUGGCAAGGGCAAGAAAAGUAAAUUUAAAAUGCCCAAAAUUCACAUGAGUGGCCCUAAAAUGAAGGCCAAGAAGCAGGGAUUUGACUUGAACGUUCCUGGAGGUGAGAUCGAUGCCAGUCUCAAGACCCCUGAUGUAGAUGUCAAUGUUGUGGGGCCGGAUGCUGCACUUAAAGUUGAUGUGAAAUCUCCCAAAACCAAGAAACCUAUGUUUGGAAAAAUGUACUUCCCAGAUGUAGAAUUUGACAUUAAAUCACCCAAAUUUAAAGCUGAGGCCCCCCUUCCAAGUCCCAAAAUGGAGGGUGAAAUCCACGUACCUGAUUUGGAUACUUCUUCUCCGGGGAUUAAUGUGGAAGGUCCUCACAUCAAGUUGAAGGCUCCCAAGUUCAAGAUGCCAGGUGUGGAUGUCUCAGGGCCAAAAAUAGAGGGUGACUUGAAAGGCCCCAGGGUACAAGCAAACUUGGAUACACCUGACAUCAACAUCGAGGGCCCAGAUGCUAAAGUCAAAGCACCAUCUUUUGGCAUUUCUACCCCUCAAGUCUCCAUCCCCGAUGUGAAUGUGAACUUGAAAGGACCAAAGAUAAAGGGUGAUAUCCCCGGUGUGGGGCUGGAAGGUUCAGAUGUGGAUCUCCAAUGUCCAGAAGCAAAAAUCAAGUUCCCCAAGUUUUCCAUGCCCAAAAUCGGUGUCCCUGGGGUGAAAAUGGAGGGCGGGACUGCUGAGGUCCAUGCCCAGCUGCCCUCUCUGGAAGGAGGCCUGAGUGUACCAGAUGUGAACCUUGAAGGGCCUGAUGUGUCUCUGAAGGGGCCAAAAGUAGACUUGCCUUCAGUGAACCUCUCAAUGCCAAAAGUCUCUGGGCCUGAUGUUGACCUCAGCUUGAAAGGACCAAGUUUGAAGGGAGACCUGGGUGCAUCUGUCCCCAGCAUGAAGGUGCACGCUCCAGGGCUUAACCUCAAAGGUGUUGAUGGGAAGGUGCAGAUAGAAGGAGACGGGGUGAAAGUGCCAGGGAUUGAUGCCACGACGUCACUUAGUGUUCAUGCACCAGAUGUCAUGCUGAAGGGACCAAGCCUGCAAGGAGACCUGCAAGUCUCUGGUGACAUCAAGUGCCCAAAAGUCUCAGUGGGUGCUCCCAAUCUAAACCUGGAGGCAACCGAAGGAGGUAUUAAACUCCCCAAGAUGAAGCUUCCUCAGUUUGGCAUCUCGACUCCAGGGUCCGACGCAGACAUUAGCAUCAAGGGGCCGCAAGUGACUGGAGAAUUGAAGGGGCCAGGUGUGGAUGUGAACCUUGGAGGUGUCAACCUGAAAGGGCCUCAGAUUUCAGCCCCUCAGAUCUCAGCACCGGAUGUGGACUUUAGCUUGGAAGGACCAAAAGUCAAAGGUGAGGUGAAAGGCACCUCUCUCGGAGGAGGCCUUGGCGGCAUCAAUCUUCAGGGAGUAGAAGGAAGCCUCCAGAUGCCUGGAAUCAAGACCUCUGGAUGUGACGUGGAGCUGCCAGGUGUGACCAUGAAACCCCCAACUGGGCAGAUUUCUGGUCCUGAAACCAAAGGUGGUUUGAAAGGUUCAGGCCUAGGUUUCGAUGGGGCUGCCUCUGAUAUCAGCGUGAAGGGGCCUUCAUUUAACAUGGCAGCUCCUGGGUCAGAUUUCAGUGUCGGCUUGAAGGGCCCGAAAAUCAAAGGAGAUGUGGAUGUUUCUGGAGGUGUCGGUGCUCCAGGAAUCAGCCUAGACGAAGGGCAUGUGAGUGUCAAAGGUUCCGGAGGGGAGUGGAAAGGGCCCCAGGUCUCCUCUGCUCUCAACUUGGAUGCACCUAAGUUUGCUGGGGGACUUCAUUUCUCAGGACCAAAAGUGGAAGGCAGCGUGAAGGGAGGACAGAUUGGACUCCAGGGUCCCGGGCUGAGUGUGUCUGGGCCUCAAGGUCACUUGGGAAGCGGAUCUGGAAAAGUAGCCUUCCCCAGGAUGAAAAUUCCCAAAUUUACCUUCUCGGGCCGGGAGCUGGUUGGCAGAGAAGUAGGGGUGGAUGUUAACUUCCCCAAAGCAGAGGCCAGUGUCCAGGCUGGUGCCGCAGAAGGUGAAUGGGAAGAGUCCGAAGUGAAACUUAAGAAGUCCAAGAUCAAAAUGCCCAAGUUUAAUUUCUCAAAACCUAAAGGCAAAGGGGGUGUUGCUGGCUCGCCGGAAGCGUCCAUCUCGGGCUCCAAAGGUGAUCUGAAAAGCUCGAAGGCCAGCCUAGGCUCUCUGGAAGGAGAGACAGAGGGCGAAACAUCUUCUCCCAAAGCCAAGUUCUCCUUAUUUAAGAGCAAGAAGGCCCGGCACCGCUCAAACUCCUUCAGCGAUGAAAGGGAGUUCUGUGCAUCUUCAACCCCAACGGGGACUUUGGAGUUUGAAGGUGGGGAAGUGUCGCUGGAAGGUGGAAAGGUCACAGGGAAGCAAGGAAAGCUGAAAUUUGGUACCUUUGGUGGAUUGGGGUCAAAGAGCAAAGGUCAUUAUGAGGUGACCGGGAGCGAUGAUGAAGCAGGCAAGUUACAGGGGAGUGGAGUGCCCUUGGCCUCCAAGAAGUCCCGGCUGUCAUCGUCUUCCAGCAAUGACAGUGGAACCAAGGUUGGCAUCCAGCUUCCCGAGGUGGAACUGGCGGUUUCCACAAAGAAAGAGUAA